CUCCCUUGUUUUUUUGACGUUUUGGGAGUAAAUUAAACACAAGAAGCAAAUAGUUUAAAUUUAAGUUUUCUAAAUCACAUAGUAGUUUACAUUUUCAUUUCAUGUCAUACUAGAUAUUUAUUUAACACUUUUUUUUAUAAAAACCAAUACACUUCAAUGUGUGAGAAAUAACACACAAGAAACAAACACACACACAGACACACACGCUCGCACAAAACGCCUCUCCAACAAACACAACAACACAAACAAAAAGAAGAAAGGAGAAUUUUACGCAACGCUAGGGAAAGAAAGGCCAAAAAAGACACGGCAUCCGGAAAACGGCACAAAAAAAUUAUUAGUAAAAUAGAAUCCAGUACAGAAAGGACAACACCGACAAACAAAAAAAAACAUCAUGGCGAAUAUGGCUGUAUCACGUAUUAAGCGCGAAUUUAAGGAAGUAAUGCGCAGCGAAGAGAUAGUCCAAUGCUCCAUAAAAAUUGAACUGGUCAAUGAUAGCUGGACAGAGCUGCGCGGCGAAAUAGCGGGACCACCGGAUACACCAUAUGAGGGAGGCAAAUUUGUUUUGGAGAUCAAAGUGCCGGAGACAUAUCCAUUCAAUCCACCAAAGGUUCGCUUUAUAACACGCAUUUGGCACCCAAAUAUAUCAUCGGUCACCGGCGCCAUUUGCUUGGAUAUACUCAAGGAUAAUUGGGCCGCUGCAAUGACAUUGCGCACUGUGUUAUUAUCCCUGCAGGCAUUGCUGGCCGCUGCCGAACCUGAUGAUCCACAGGAUGCCGUGGUGGCCCAUCAAUUCAAGGAUAAGCAUGAUUUCUUCUUGUUAACUGCCAAACACUGGACAAAUGCCUAUGCCGGUGGUCCGCAUACAUUUCCCGAUUGUGAUUCAAAAAUUCAACGUCUUAAGGAUAUGGGCAUUGAUGAGCAUGAUGCCAGAGCCAUUCUAUCCAAAGAGAACUGGAAUUUGGAGAAGGCCACAGAGUGCCUGUUUAGUUAGCUUGCUUAACGAAACAACCCACAAAAAAGCAAAAUUUUUAUCGUUAGGCCAGUCUCAAUUCAAAAUCAAUCUCGGUAGAAUCAGUUUGAAUUUGGCAAAACAGAAGAAAUCCAAAAAAAGUGCAAAGUUUACACUUGAGACUGACGGAGAAUGGCGCAAUACAACAGAGUGUGAGUGUGAGUGUGAGAGAGAGAGCGAGAGCGAGAGCGGGCACAAACUAUCUACAUGCACGUAUAAUCAGAAUCGCUGCGAUUCCCCCCGAUUUUCCUCCCUCCCCCUCACUCUUACACUUCUUUCCUUUUCGGUAAAAACACAAAAAAGGAUUGUAAUAAAUUGUAUGUCGAUUA
Molecule: messenger RNA, 1338 nt
Organism: Drosophila willistoni
Lineage: Eukaryota; Metazoa; Arthropoda; Insecta; Diptera; Drosophilidae
Gene: Ubc4
Product: ubiquitin-conjugating enzyme E2-22 kDa
Exons: 3
Coding region: 392-991 (199 amino acids)
Biological process (GO): proteasome-mediated ubiquitin-dependent protein catabolic process; protein polyubiquitination
Cellular component (GO): nucleus
Molecular function (GO): protein binding; ubiquitin conjugating enzyme activity
Source: RefSeq, a predicted model, not a curated record